This is a messenger RNA of Python bivittatus (Burmese python), 5179 nucleotides long. It is a transcript of the gene UBA6, whose product is annotated as ubiquitin like modifier activating enzyme 6. Lineage: Eukaryota; Metazoa; Chordata; Lepidosauria; Squamata; Pythonidae. Gene Ontology annotation, biological process: protein sumoylation. Gene Ontology annotation, molecular function: SUMO activating enzyme activity. The record is from RefSeq and is a predicted model, not a curated record. Gene Ontology annotation, cellular component: SUMO activating enzyme complex; cytoplasm.
GUCUUUUGCUUGCAGUUUCUAGACACAGGGAAAAUACAUCCAGCUCUCGUCCUGGUUCUGGAAUGAUUUCCUUGGGUACCCAUACCCAUGCAUCUUGGAGUGGCAAGGAGGAAAAACUCAAGGUGGAAGUCCAAGCAAGUGUAUAAUAAUGGCAGCAGAUUCAAUGGAAAUCGAUGAUGCUUUAUAUAGUCGGCAGAGAUAUGUUCUUGGAGAUACAGCAAUGCACAAGAUGGCUCAGUCUCACGUAUUCCUGAGUGGAAUGGGCGGGCUUGGAGUGGAAAUUGCUAAGAACAUAGUUCUUGCAGGAAUAAAGGGUCUUACUAUCCAUGAUACCAAACAAUGCAAGACAUGGGAUUUAGGAACAAACUUCUUUGUUCAUGAAGAUGAUGUUCUAAAGCUAAGGAACAGAGCUGAAGCAGCACAUCAUCACAUUGCAGAGCUGAAUCCGUAUGUCCAAGUGAUGUCCUCAACUGAUCCAUUAAAUGAAAUCACUGAUAUUUCUUUUCUGAAACAGUAUCAGUGUGUCAUAGUAACUGAGAUGAAGAUGUCACUGCAGAAGAAGAUUAAUGCUUUUUGCCAUGCACAACACCCACCUAUUAAGUUUGUAAGUGCAGAUGUGUAUGGAAUAUGGGCACGUCUGUUUUGUGACUUCGGUGAUGAAUUUGAAGUCCUAGAUACCACAGGAGAGGAACCAAAAGAAAUCUUCAUUUCAAAUAUAUCUCAGUCCAGUUCUGGUAUCGUCACUUGCCUUGAUAAUAAUCCUCAUAAGCUUGAAACUGGACAGUUCGUAACUUUCCGGGAAAUCAAUGGAAUGUCGUCUUUAAAUGGAUCCACACAUCAGAUAACUGUGAUAUCACCUUACUCCUUCAGCAUUGGGAAUACUGCAGAUAUGGAACCUUAUUUGCAUGGUGGCAUAGCUGUCCAAGUAAAGACACCUAAAGUAUUUCAUUUUGAGCCACUGGAGAAACAGUUGUCUAAUCCAACCUAUCUUGUUGCUGACUUCAGCAAACCUGAGGCACCUUUGCAGAUUCAUAUUGCUAUGCUUGCCUUGAAUGAAUUCCAGGAGAGUUUUGCUCGCAUGCCAAACAUUGGAUGCCUUCAGGAUGCUGAGGAAAUGCUGAAGAUAGCCCUGUCCUUAAGCAAAACCGUGGAAGGCAAGCCUCAAGUAAAUAAAGACAUUGUGAAAUGGCUAUCGAGGAUGGCUCAGGGCUCUUUAGCCCCUCUCACAGCUGCACUUGGUGGUAUUGCUAGUCAGGAAGUCUUAAAAGCAGUGACAGGAAAAUUUUCUCCCCUGCAGCAAUGGCUGUAUAUUGAUGCAUUAGAAUUAGUCACAUUUCUAGAAAAGGCCCACGAUGAAGAAUUCCUUCCAAGGGGAGAUAGAUAUGAUGCCCUAAGAGUGUGCAUUGGAGACUCCUUGUGUCAGAAAUUAAAGAAUCUGAAUGUUUUCUUAGUUGGUUGUGGUGCAAUAGGCUGUGAAAUGUUAAAAAAUUUUGCACUCCUUGGGGUUGGUACAGGCCAAGAAAGGGGCAAGGUUGAAAUAACAGAUCCUGACUUAAUAGAAAAGUCCAACUUGAAUAGGCAGUUUCUUUUCCGGCCUCAUCACAUACAGAAACCCAAGAGUUGUACUGCAGCAGCAGCAACACGUAGUAUCAAUCCUGAGAUAAAGAUAGAUUCAUAUCUUAACAAAGUGUGCCCAGCUACUGAGAACAUAUACAAUGAUGAUUUCUACUCCAAGCAAGAUGUAAUUGUAACUGCAUUAGACAAUGUGGAAGCUAGGAGAUAUAUUGACAGUCGCUGCCUAGCAAGCUUGCGUCCUCUCUUAGAUUCUGGAACCAUGGGAACUAAAGGGCAUACAGAAAUCAUUGUGCCUCAUCUAACAGAAUCUUAUAAUAGUCAUCGAGAUCCACCUGAAGAAGAAAUACCAUUUUGCACGUUAAAAUCUUUUCCAGCUGCGACUGAACACACAAUACAGUGGGCAAGAGACAAGUUUGAAAGUGCUUUUUCACACAAACCUUCCCUGUUUAACAAGUUUUGGCAAACGUAUCCAUCAGCUGAAGAAGUGUUACAGAGAAUAAAGUCUGGAGAAAGUUUGGAAGGCUCUUUCCAAGUGAUUAAAUGCCUCAGUAGAAGACCAAGAAGGUGGUCCCAAUGUGUUGAAUUGGCAAGAUUAAAAUUUGAGAAGUACUUUAAUCAUAAGGCCCUCCAGUUACUGCAUUCAUUUCCCAUUGAUACACGAUUAAAAGAUGGCAGUUUGUUUUGGCAGUCACCAAAAAGGCCGCCUUUUCCAAUUCAGUUUGAUUUCAAUGAUUCUUUGCACUACAGUUUCAUACUGAGUACAGCAAAACUGUUUGCAGCAAUUUAUUGUAUCUCUUUUACAGAAAAGGAUGUAUCAAAAGAUACUAUUUUCAAGAUAAUUUCUGGGUUAAAGAUUCAAGAGUUUCGACCCUCUAACAAAGUUGUACAAACAGAUGAAGCAGUACGGAAACCAGAUCCUAUUCCUGUAAGCAGUGAGGAUGAAAGAAAUGCUCUUCUUCAAUUGGAGAGUGCCAUUUUAGCCAAUGAAGCUACAAAAAGUGACUUACAGAUGAAGGAACUUAGCUUUGAGAAGGAUGAUGACAGUAAUGGCCACAUAGACUUUAUAACAGCAGCUUCCAAUUUGCGUGCCAAAAUGUAUAAUAUUGAACCUGCAGAUAGACUGAAAACAAAACGUAUUGCUGGAAAAAUUAUCCCUGCUAUUGCAACUUCUACAGCAGCUGUAUCUGGCCUGGUUGCUUUGGAAUUGAUCAAAGUAGUUGGUGUCUACCCGUUUCAAGUAUAUAAGAACUGUUUUUUCAACUUGGCCAUUCCAAUAAUUGUCUUUACAGAAACAGCUGAAGUUAGAAAAACAGAAAUAAGAAAUGGGAUAUCUUUCACAAUCUGGGAUAGAUGGACUAUUUAUGGGAAAGAUGACUUCACACUGUUGGACUUCAUAAAUGCUGUCAAAGAAAAAUAUGGAAUUGAACCAACUAUGGUGGUCCAGGGAGUUAAAAUGUUGUAUGUUCCUGUAAUGCCUGGCCACGUUAAACGAUUAAAGCUGACGAUGCAAAAACUUGUGAAACCAGCAGUGAAUAAGAAAUAUGUGGACCUCACAGUAUCAUUUGCUCCAGAAAUAGAUGGUGAAGAAGACUUGCCAGGACCACCAGUUAGAUAUUAUUUUGCCCAUGAAAAUAACUGAUAAAGUUCUACCAUUUACAAUGUAGUAGGACUCUAUGAAAUGAAUGUGGCAGCAUCCCCUUUUUAUAAAUGAUACUAUAUACAAAGCCUUAAUUCAGAAUUGAACAGUGGAAGAUGGUGAGCUCUUCUAAGUAGCCCUGCAGCAAAAUAACUUGUAACAUUAUCAUAGUUACCUGUAUUUAAGGAAAUUUGAAGCUUGCUGGAAAACAUGGCUCUUUUUUGGAAGAAAAUAACUUUUAUUACUGUCUGUAAAAAGACCAGAAAGGCAAAUACAAAAUCUGCACUGAAAAAAGCUGAGCAUUAUGUGAGGCGGCAAUCAAGACUGGAGAAAUUGCACCACAUUCCAGCAGAUUAUUUUUUCUGCUGUUUUUCUCCACUGCGUCUUAGCCCUGAACCCAUACAUCCUAAUAAUGUUCCAUUACAAUCACAUAUUUAUCUUGUUUUUUGUUGUGUAAAAUGCAAAGCAGUUUUUUAAAAAAUGAAAUAGAUUAUAGUUAGGAAAAACAGCUUGAUGAAGUGGUGAUGUUGGUUUACUUUGUACUUACACCAGAAGCAGAAUACCAGAAGCAACAUUAUGUGAAAAAUUGCAGAUACUGUUGUAUUUAUUUCCUAAGUAUUUGAGUUUCAUGAGUCCUUUACAUAUUGUUGUAAAGAAUUGUGUAUACAGAAGACUGAUUUGGUCCUAACUGAAAAAGGAAUUAACACGCUUUUAGUGGAAAUGUGUUAUAUUUCUUUUAGAGAGUUUUGAAAUUUAAGUUUAGCUGGCAGUCACAUACAUACAUUACCCAUUACUAUACACUUGUUUUAAACUUCAACCAGUCUGAAGCAAAGAAAAUGUGGAUUUGAUCUUUCUUAAUAACAAAAGGGACAUAUAGGUGCAUACCACCAAUUUGUUGAUUUCCUUCCUGCAGACUCUAACCCUAAGUGUAUUAUUUUUGAAGUACUGGAGCUUGGCUUAGGAGAAUACUUGAGGGGAUAAUUGGUAGGAAAGUAAGCCUUGGUGGCAAAAAAUAGCCCCUCUUACUAAAACUUUUUUGUUGUUAAAGUUGGACCCACAAGCAGCAUCCCAUUGUUAUAUAAUUAGGAGCAGUUCAGAUUUGAAUAGCUUCAUACAUCCAGGAUGUUGAAUUGUCUUAUUGGCAAUCCCUUUGGCAGAGGAGUUUCUUAUUUUUAUGUAAGUCCCCUAGCUUUUGAAUGUUUUAUAUUGUUGCUAUAACUUAAGCUGAAAUCAGUAGGCGUAAACAAACUAGAGUUGUGAGUGGUUGUUGUCUUUUUUAUUUUUUAUUUGGCCACUUUUUGAUGUGGUGAUUCUGUAAAGUAUUUGAAUACAAGUAUGUUUCAGUUAUGAGUCUGACUGCAAAUAGUUUAGACAUCUAAAGUUAAAUAUAAGGUAUAUCAGCAGGGGACAAAGAGAAAUAACUUAGUUCAAUACUCCACAACCUAGGUAGCUUCAAGUAGUGUGGGCUUCAAGCUCCGGAAACCUCAGCAAUAGCCAUAUUGGCUAAGGAAAUCAGGGAGUUGAAAUCCUCACAUCUGAAGAGCACCCACAGUGAGAAAAACAGCUUUGGCUUUUAAUACUUUGUAUGAAAAGGCAGCGUGUUACAGAAGUAUAAUUAAUUCAUUUUUUGUUUCAUGUAUGUAGCCCUGAAUGAUUGAAUUGUUGCCCAUUAUAUAUUGUCCCAUCACUGCCUUUAUGGUCAUUGUGUAGAUUAUGACAACUUGUUCCUUGUUUCAGUAGACACUUAAGCACCAAAGAUUAAUUAUUCUGUGAGCUGCAACCCAUAGCAAACUUACUCCAACAUUUGGGAGUUACUCUUAACAUACAAUAACUCUUCAGAAAUUUUAUUGUACUUUCCCAAUUAAACAUUUUACAUUUUUCAGUAUGAAAUAGUUUUGGAGAAAGCAAAUUACUAUGUACUUAGAAAGACUUAAAAAUUAGGAGGCAAUAAAACAAGAUUUCAUGCAU